Molecule: messenger RNA, 2388 nt
Organism: Metopolophium dirhodum (rose-grain aphid)
Lineage: Eukaryota; Metazoa; Arthropoda; Insecta; Hemiptera; Aphididae
Product: alpha-(1,6)-fucosyltransferase-like
Exons: 9
Coding region: 315-1706 (463 amino acids)
Biological process (GO): protein N-linked glycosylation
Molecular function (GO): alpha-(1->6)-fucosyltransferase activity; protein binding
Source: RefSeq, a predicted model, not a curated record
CGGGAUAAUUUUUACACAUUUCACACCACUCAAAGUCGCCUAUGUAAUUAUAUGUGGUUGUGAACGAGUAAUUUAAUUUUACAUUUUAAACAUUAAAAGAAUACAAGUAUAAUAAUUCACAGUAAUAUUAUUACAAUAUAUUUCCAAAGACCAAAGACCAGGAUUAGUUGUACAAUGUACGUGCCUUUAGGCAUCGCAAGUAACAAUAAAUUAGUAUUUUAAACGUACGCUCAUUGAAAUUCUACGUGAAAUCAGACACCGUACCUACAUAUACAGUUUUGACUAAAAUAAAUCUGCCGAAUUCAGGAAAGGUCAUGAAAUCAACCAUGAAUAUUAUGAAGAAAAUCAAAUAUUACCUUGAGUUCUGGAAAAUAUUUAUGUUCUCAUUCCUCGUAUUGGUCGUUUUAUUUUAUGUGACUUUUUAUUUUAAUUGCGAAAAACCUUUCGACGAUGAUCUCGAACGAACACUUGUCAUAUCACUUCAACAUCUGGACGAGGAGAACAGAACUAACAUCGAACUGACUGAAAUAAGGAACGAUCUAAUUCAAAAACUGAGAUUCGACGAAAAAAAAAUGAAGAACACUGAUAAAAUGGUAUACACCCCGUCUGAAGAGUACGAGUUGUUGCGUCGCCGUAUUUAUUCAAACACGAAAGAAGUUUGGUAUUACGUCAGUUCUACAUUACGAUCGUUGGCCAACGAAUUCGAUGAUUUGAAACCGAAAGUUUCUGGUAUGAAAAUAAUUGCCGACGAACACUAUAGAUCGUUAUUGAGAGAUGUCACCAAGCUGGCCGAUGUCGACGGUUAUUCACAGUGGAGGUUGAAAGAGUUUGGCUCUUUGAGUAGACUGGUUGAAAAGAGACUUCUACAUACGCAGAAUCCACCCGACUGUUCCAAAGCUAAAAAGCUCUUGUGCAAUAUUAUCUACAGAAAUUGUUGUGGAUAUGGAUGUCGUGUACACCAUUUCGUCAAGUGCUUGAUCGCCGCCUACGCCACCAAGAGGACAAUGAUUAUAGACAAUCCUAUAAAUUGGCAGUUUACUAGUGGUGGUUUUAAAAAGUUAUUUUUACCCCUUAGCGACACGUGUACGUCGAAGGAUGGUGAAACAUUUUCACAUUGGCCAGGCAACGAAACUACUCAAGUCAUACAGUAUAAUCUGCCAACACCCAAUAAAGAUGCUAAACAUCUCAAUCCUCCUUACAUGCCGAUCGUGUUGCCCGAAGAUUUAGCUGGACGAAUUAACGUCUUGCAUGGCGAUCCUGCUGUAUGGUGGAUAGGUCAGUUCUUCAAAUACAUCUUCCGGCCGCAACCAUCCACUACCAUUGCGAUUAACGAGUUUGCCAAGCGUGUUCAUUUCCAAAAGCCAAUUGUCGGAUUGCAUAUCAGACGAACAGACAAACUCAUCAAAGAAGCUUCGUUGCACAAACUCGAAGAGUAUAUGUACCACGUUGAAGAAUAUUACAAGCUCAAAGAAUUGGACGGAGUAAACGACACGAAACGGAUUUAUUUGGCCACGGACGAGCCAACAUUGUUUGAUGAAGCUAGACUCAAAUAUCCUGAAUACGAUAUUAUCGGCGAUCCAGAGAUAUCCAAAUCAGCGUCGGGUCAGAAGCGCGAACUAGACAGUUCGAUUAUGAAUAUCAACAUCGAGAUAUAUAUUCUAGCUCACAGUGACUACGUAGUUUGUACUUUUUCGUCAAAUCUGUAGAGUUUGUAGCUGUGAGUUUCAAAUUGAAAAAUUAUUUUUCUGUUGGAUAGUCCAUUCAUCAAGUGAGGCUAUAGGCUAUAUAUCAUCACGCUACGACCAAUUAAUAGAAGUGCUCAAACAUGGAUUUUGAGAUUUACGAUGGAAAAAUUUGUAUAUAAAUGGUUGAUUUUGGUUAUAUUGUAUGAAUGUGUGUUCUCGAGCCGGAUUCUAAAUAACCUCCUAUGCUCUUCAAAAUGAUCGUUUUUUUUUUUUUAGAACAAUCCACAGUUGUCUUCCUUUUAAAUGUAUGUCAAAUUUGAUUUUUAGAUCUCAUUAUUCAUGGUCAGUAAUAAUCAAGUAUAAAAGAAGAUAUUAACUCGAGUAAAAUCGAGAAUUUUGCAUCGAAAUUAACCGUCAUCAAGUACCCAGAUAAUAACAAUACUUAUUGACUACUAAUUUAAUAACACGAAUACGCCUUGUAACUUUACGUGAUCGUCUUUAAAAUAAUUGUUUGAAUAUAUUUAUUAAUUAAGUAAUUUUUUUUAAUAAAUUAUGUUUUUGUUGCAGGUGUGCCGGUUAGCAUACGAAAUUAUGAACGGUCUCGAACCGGAUGCAUCAGCUAAGUUCACUUCUUUAGACCGCAUAUAUCAUUUUGUUGGUCAAGUGCACAGACUGAAUGUAGCAUUAAUAUCUCAUAAAUCAG